AUGCAAUUGUUCUUAUUACUCACACUUUUACCUUGUAUAUUAGCCACAGAUUUGGCUGAGAAAUGGGGAGACCUUUGGCCAUUCCAAGGAGUUGCUACAUUUGCUCACUUAGAACAUUUCUCAUGUUUGAUCGAAUCAGAUAAACAAUUUGAUAUUGGUAUCAUUGGUGUUCCUUUUGACACAGCAGUCUCAUACAGACCAGGUGCACGUUUUGGACCUCGUGCAAUUAGAGAUGCAUCUCAAAGACAAACCAGUUUGCGUGGGUUUAAUCCUCGUGCAUUGUUCAAUCCUUAUAAAUCAUGGGCAAAAAUAGUGGAUUGUGGGGAUAUCCCUGUGACACCAAUGGACAAUUCUUUGGCCUUUAAACAAAUGGACGAAGCAUUUAAGGAUUUGUUAGAUAAGAAAUCAUUAAACGAUACUGAUGUACCUCCAAGAUUCGUUGCCUUGGGAGGAGAUCAUUCUGUGUUAUUGCCACAUAUCAGAGGUUUACACAAGAUCUAUGGACCACUUAAUAUAAUUCAUUUUGAUGCUCACUUGGAUACUUGGAAACCAGAUAAGUAUCCUUCCUUUUGGGAAUCCGACCAGAAUGAAAUCAAUCAUGGAUCUAUGUUGUGGAAAGCACACGAAGAAGGAUUGACCACCAACACCAAUAUUCACGCAGGUUUAAGAACAAAGCUUUCUGGACUCGAAGAUUUACAAGAUGAUGACGAACAAGACUUUAUCAGAAUUGAAGCUGAUGACAUAUGGUUAAAAGGACCUGAAUAUGUGGUGAACAAAAUCUUGAAAACAAUUCCAAAAGAUACUCCAACUUAUAUUUCGGUUGAUGUGGACGUUUUAGAUCCUGGUUUCACUAGUGGAACAGGUACUCAAGAACCAGGUGGUUGGUUACCAAGAGAAUUGAUUCAUAUUUUAAGACAAAUUGAAGGUUUGACUGUUGUUGGUGCUGAUAUAGUUGAAGUUUCUCCUGCCUAUGAUAUUGCUGAAAUAACCGCAACUAAUGGAGCACAAAUUGCAUAUGAGAUAUUGACUAGUAUGGUAAAAAAGGGGAAUCUCAAUAAAUCCUUGGUUAAGAAUGUAAUUCAUACAUUUGAUAACUAG
Candida tropicalis MYA-3404 is the source of this 1098-nucleotide messenger RNA. RefSeq lists its product as uncharacterized. The record is from RefSeq and is a predicted model, not a curated record. The transcript has a single exon. The coding region runs from base 1 to 1098 and encodes 365 amino acids. Lineage: Eukaryota; Fungi; Ascomycota; Pichiomycetes; Serinales; Debaryomycetaceae. Gene Ontology annotation, molecular function: metal ion binding; agmatinase activity.